AUGGCAUUCAAUGUUGUUCGAAUCCUGACGUUGGCGGUGAUUCUCCUCGUUGGAUUUAUCAAUGCGGAGGAUUAUUACGCCAUUUUAGGCAUUUCAAAAGACGCAUCUGAUAAAGAUAUCAAAUCAGCUUAUAGGCAAUUGUCCAAGAAAUAUCAUCCAGACAAGAAUCCAGGCGACGAGGAUGCGCAUCAGAAGUUCAUCGAAAUUGGAGAAGCCUACGAGAUCUUAAGCGAUGAAGAAAAACGCAAAAUUUACGACACUCAUGGGGCCGAUGCGCUGAAAAACGGUGGUCCUGGCGGACAGAGAGGUCCAGGAGGCGGCUUUGGAGGUGGAUUCGGUGGAUUUGGAGGCUUUCACGAUCCAAUGGAUAUGUUUGAACAGAUGUUUGGUCACCAACGCGGUGGGAGAGGUAGACAACGCGGACCUAAUCUAGAAGCACGCGAAGAGUUGACUUUGAAAGAAUUUUACAGAGGCGCUUCCCUUGACUUCACUUUAAAUUUGAAUGACUUCUGCGACGACUGUAAGGGGUCCGGAUCUCAAGACGGCCAGAGUACGCAAUGUCCAGACUGCCAGGGGCACGGUGUGGUGAUACAAGUGGUGAGAAUGGGGCCCAUCACGCAAAAAAUUCAGCAAAUGUGCGGUAGAUGUGGAGGAAAAGGCGCCAUUAUCAAGAAUAGAUGCAAAGCGUGCAAAGGUGAAAAAGUCGUACGCAGAGCAAAGCCUUUCCACGUUGACGUACCAGCAGGUGCUCCCCGAGACUACGUGGACGUGAAACCUGGCGCGGCCGACAAGGGCCCUGAUUUCGACGCCGGCGACGUGUUUGUAAGAUUCGGAGAAUCAAGCAAAGGCAACUUGGGUUACAGAAGACGUGGGCCUGACUUGUUCAGAACCGAGGUCUUGACUAUGAAAGAAGCACUUUACGGCGGGUGGAGUCGAACAAUCGAGUUUUUGGAUCCCAACAAAAAGGUUACACUCACGCGUAAAAAGGGCGUUACUGUAGCGCAUGGCGAGAUCGAACGCUUGAGUAAGUUUGGCAUGCCCAAAGAGGGCAACAAACACGGCGAUUUGUACAUUGAUUACGUUGUUUUGAUGCCGCAGAAGGUUACCAAGCAAAUGUCUCGAGACGAGUUGUAA
Messenger RNA from Lachancea mirantina, 1134 nucleotides. The record is from the annotation of a GenBank genome assembly. NCBI's taxonomy places the organism in Eukaryota, Fungi, Ascomycota, Saccharomycetes, Saccharomycetales, Saccharomycetaceae.